Messenger RNA from Owenia fusiformis, 1249 nucleotides. The record is from the annotation of a GenBank genome assembly. Lineage: Eukaryota; Metazoa; Annelida; Polychaeta; Sabellida; Oweniidae.
AAUAAAUCAGCUUAUGCACGAUAAUACAGGUGCCAAAGUGGUUAAUUGUGUACUUGUCGUAGUAAUAUCCAUGGUCCAAAGUCUGUAAAACAUUUUGUGACUAUUAUACUAAAAUGGGAGGUAGAGUAUCAUAUGAGAAGGUGACCCUGCCAUCUGAUUGCGUUGUCAUAGUUACGGGGGCAUCAACUGGAAUCGGAUAUGAAACUGCAAAGAAUUUAGCGAUGAUGGGAGCUAAAGUUAUCAUGGCUUGUAGGAACGAAGAGAAAACUUCAAAGGCCAUUGGGGAAAUGCGUCAAGACCUUGAAAAACUGCGUCAAGGAAAUACGACAGGGUUACAACUGCCCGGGGAGCUUCAGUUACAUUAUAUGAACCUAGACCUUGCCUCACUAAAGUCUACCAAGAAGUUUAUAGAAGAGUUUAAAGCCACCGGAUGGCCACUACAUUUGUUAGUGUGUAACGCAGGACUUGCAUUAAACACAAUGGAGCUCACAGAAAACAACCAUGAAAUGAUGUUUCAGGUGAAUUACUUGGGACAUUAUCUAAUGAUCGAGCACUUCUUACCCAUAAUACAACGUUCAGGAGAAGACUGUCGCAUAAUUUUGGUGUCGAGUUUAGCACAUGGCAAUUGUACGUUUGUGAAAGAUGAUAUAGAGGGGAAAAACAAGACCAAAGAUAUGUCAUUCAAAUUAUAUUCAAACUCAAAAGGCUAUCAGGUUAUGCAUAUGUACAGUUUGUACAGUCGACUGCAAAGGAGAAGUGUUCAGAAUAUUGGUGUAUUUUCCCUCCAUCCGGGAUAUGUACAAACUGAAUUAGCAAGGGACAUCAGUAAGGUGUUUCAAACGAUAAAUAUUGUAUCGAGAAAACUGGGUAUAUCCAUUAAUCGUGAAAAGGGGGCGUUCACAACAUUGUAUUGCUCAGUGAACCCUGACCUCAAAGGAACGAGUGGUUACUACGACAACUGUAAACUAACAACGCCAAGUGCCACAACAAGGAACAAAGAAUAUCAGGAAAUACUAGAAAGUUACACACGGGAAUGUUUGAAAGACGAUCUCCCAAAAGAUGGCGAGGUUGCAGGAUAUGUUGAUACAUAUUAUACAGACAGACAACCAACGUGCUGAAGCAUUGACGGAUUACAAAAUAUAAUGAAUUGGGCAUAAUAUGUACAUGUUAAACGCUCCUAGUGUAGUGUUCAAACAGUUAUUACUUACUGAUAUACAAGUAUUGUAAAAUAUUAUAAUGAAUUGGGCAU